Anolis sagrei ordinatus is the source of this 3588-nucleotide messenger RNA. RefSeq names its product vitamin D3 hydroxylase-associated protein-like. The record is from RefSeq and is a predicted model, not a curated record. Lineage: Eukaryota; Metazoa; Chordata; Lepidosauria; Squamata; Anolidae. Gene Ontology annotation, molecular function: amidase activity; fatty acid amide hydrolase activity. Gene Ontology annotation, biological process: fatty acid catabolic process.
GCAGAGGAACUGUUAAUAAGUGUUUCCUACAAUGUACUGUGAUGAUGGAACAUGCCUGAUGGAAUUAGUUGGCUAUCACAUUUUUUGUAUGAAUUUUCAGGAUUCACUAGCCCCGGCCAGUGAUCUGUUUCAAUGAUGUUGCAAAGUGCUUCCGCCACAAUCCAGGAAUGGUUGGCUCAACCAUGGCAGCAAAUGAAAAUGGAUCUUCGGAUGGUCCUUGUCCUGGCCUGUGGCUCGUCUGCAGGUUUCUUUGCAUUGAGAUGGAUAAGACAGAAAAGGAUCAGAAAACAAAUUCUAGAGGCAAGAAGGAAGAGAAACAAUGGUUUGGAAGAAAUGGAAAAGGCUGUCAGUGAGUUCAAACAGCAGAAUCCUGGAAUACAAACCACUUCUAUCCUUUCUCUGCCUCUGGCAGAGCUGGCUGAGAAGCUGAAGGAAGGGUCUUUGUCUCCUGAAAGUGUCCUUUAUACCUAUAUGGAGAAGGCCUUAACAGUGACCCAGAAGGUGAACUGUGUGCGCCAUUUUAUUCCAGAAUGUGAGCAACACCUCCAGGAACUGAAAAAGCAGAAGCAAAAGGGCUUACUGUAUGGUAUCCCUGUCAGUAUCAAAGACCACAUUGCAUACAAGGGCCAUUUAUCAACAUGUGGCUUUACUCAGUCACUCAGUGAACUACAAGAAGAAGACAGUGUGUUGGUCAAGGUGUUAAAGAGGCAAGGAGCAAAUCCAUUUGUAUUCACCAAUGUUUCACAAUCCUUAUACAGUUAUGACUGCAGCAACUCAAUUUUUGGCCAGACAGUAAAUCCUCUUGAUCAUAAAAGAACCCCUGGUGGUUCAUCUGGAGGGGAAGGGGCUCUAAUUGCUGGAGGAGGCUCUAUCUUGGGAUUUGGAUCAGACCUAGGUGGAAGUGUCCGCCUACCUUCCAGCUUCUGUGGUAUUUGCGGAUUUAAGCCAACAGCAGGUAGGCUGAGCAAUUCAGGAAUCAGAGGGCCUAUUGAUGGACUACUCUCUGUUAUGGUAACAGCGGGGCCAAUGGCAAGGGAUGUGGACAGCCUGGUUCUCUGCAUGAGGGCUCUCUUGUGUGAGGACCUGUUUCAACUGGAUCCCACUCUGCCACCCAUGCCAUUCAAUGAGGAGGUAUAUUCUUGCUCUACACCACUCAGAAUUGGGUUUUUUGACACUGAUGGCUAUUUCCUGCUCCCUCCUUGUAUGAGGAGGGCUGUUCAUACAACCAAGAAACUUCUCCAAGAAGCUGGUCAUAUACUGGUUCCUUUCACUCCACCUUCAGUGCAUUAUGCCAUAGAUGAACUCUUUUUUAAAGCUCUUUUUGCAGAUGGAGGCUCAACUAUGUCCACCAUGUUCAAAAGAGAAAUAGUGGACCCAAGUGUGAAAUUUCAGGUGAAUUGCCUUAUGAUUCCAAAUUUAGUCAAGAAAGUUGUGGCAAAGAUCAUCAAGCCAUGGUUUCCACGACUAGCCAACCACCUUUAUGCAUUGUGUGGAGUUGGGGCUGUGAACAAGCUGUGGGAGCACCAUGACAAAGUGAUGGCUUAUCGUCAGAGAUUUGCUGCUGAGUGGAAAAAAUACAAGCUUGAUGUUAUCCUUUGUCCAGUCUUGGGUCCAGCUUUCACUCUUGGGUAUCCUGCCAAACUACUAUCUGCUAUCUCAUCUACCAUGUUGUUCAAUGUGUUAAACUUCCCUGCUGGAGUUGUGCCAGUCACCACUGUGACAGAGGAUGAUGAAGAAGAACUGAAGGAGUAUCAAGGACACUAUGGUGACCCUUGGGAUAAGAAGCUGAAAGAGGCUGUGAAAGGUGGUGUGGGGCUUCCAGUGGCAGUCCAGUGUGCAACUUUACCAUGGCAGGAAGAGCUAUGUCUUCGAUUCAUGAAAGAAAUAGAGACAUUGUCCUUGGAAGGAAGGCAAAAGAAAGCUACCUGAACUGACCAGAGGAAAAAAUGACAUCUACCUAUAAAGGGGCAGUGAUAACCAGAUAACCAGAAAUAUCCAUUACUCUUGCAUCAUGAAAAAACAGGCACAUUUCAUUCCAGAAUUCCUAUUUGUCCUAUGCGAGGAAAUGUCUGAAAUCCCCCUUUUACAUGAAUCAUUGGUUCCAACAACCCAAGAAGUACAUUUUGUUCCAAAGACCCCUAUAUAAGUAUCUCAGCAUGAAGUUGAAUGUGUUUCUUUUGGAGUCAGAUGCAGUUCAGCACAAAAAACAGUGUCACCUAUAAUAUAUAACUUUGCAGAGUAAGAAGGGGAUCACAUUCCACUCCUCAUUACUAUGAUGACUAGUAACAUGAUUUCUUUUCAACAGCAAUAUAUAUAGCAGUCUAUUUUUUUUGUUCCUUUGUAGUGAUCUUUGUAUUUUUAGUAAAACGUUUUAAAGGCAUAUAAAUAAACUAACAAACAAUAAAAGAAAGUAAUGAGUUACUUUAAAAUAUAACAUUCAAAAUUGUGUUUUUGCAAGCCUAAUAACCUCCCCACAUUGGGAUUUUUAUUGCCCCCUUUUCCUCUUCUGGAUGGAGUCUGCCAAGCACCAUCAAAUGAUGCCGGCCUGACCUUGACCCCAUUCCCUCCAAAGUGGAGGGAAAGAGUCCCAAGAUGCUUCCUCUGCCACAAUGGAGAGGAAAGUGUGUUUUGGGUAGUUCCAACUGAGAUACCUGAAUUUUCUUCCCCUUUUGCUCAAUAUGAUGCUGUCCUUUCACCCAUAUGAUGGGGAGAGGGACAGGGAACCAAUGCACCUUGUCCUGUCCCCAUGUGAUGGGAGAAGGAGGGAGGGUGUGCGGGGUGCCACAAGGCUUUCCUGGGUGACUGCCGUCGAAAUGGCAUGGCCCCAGGGGCCGUGUGAAGAGGUUCGUAGUCACAUGUCUGAUUGGGCUGAGAUGAGAACAGAAGUAAGUAAGUAGCGAUAAAGUAAAAUUUUAUAGACCGCCUUCUCUCCCCGAGGAGACUCAGGGCAGUUAACACACCAAAAAAGGCCAACUCAAUGCCCUAUGCAAAUAUAAACAUCUCAAAAAUAAUUUAAAAUAAUAACCAUAAACUAAUGACAAAAGAGAAAUUAAAAUUGAAAUGUAAAACAGAAUAUGAAUAGUCAAAUAAACAUAAUUAUACUAAUAACAUAAUUAACAAUUAAGACAUAAACCCUGAGAAAAUGAUUAAUAUACAUUAAAAUGAUUAUCAUUGUUGUUCUUUCUUGUGUACCAUAGCAGCAAUGGAAUACAAAUAAGUUAGCCAGUGUUGGCUGGUGCUUUUUCCUCUGUUGCACUCCCGUUGCCUAUUCUUAUAGCCUCUCAAUUAUUGGGUUAGAAGUGCAGCAACGCUUAACACUGAAAAGUCAAGAAUGUCGCAGAGCAGGCUGAGCAGUAAAAAUAACAUUAAAUUGUUUGCAUGACCCAAACCUCCCUUCCUCCUUGCCUGCUUAUAUUGACCCCUCUGUGAUGUAAACUUAUGCUCUUAGGGAAGUUUUUCACCUCUUCUCUUUCCACCAAUUGCAUCUCAGCAAUUCCCCAGAAUAAAGAUAGCUUAGAUUGGCAUCCUGAGUAAUGUCCCUAUCCUACAGUGGUGUUUUCAUAAUAAAGUCUCUACUUUGUUUUCCAA